Messenger RNA from Theobroma cacao (cacao), 2170 nucleotides. Its product is annotated as CDK5RAP3 protein homolog. Gene Ontology annotation, cellular component: endomembrane system. The record is from RefSeq and is a predicted model, not a curated record. NCBI's taxonomy places the organism in Eukaryota, Viridiplantae, Streptophyta, Magnoliopsida, Malvales, Malvaceae. Gene Ontology annotation, biological process: regulation of mitotic cell cycle.
GCAGAGGAUUGUAGAGCCUUUAAACGGACGCUGCAUUUAACCCGACCCGUUACAGUCGUCAUUACCAACACCAAGGCAUCCCAAAAGAACCCGUUUACUCAGCUGCCAACUUUCUGUCGAAAUCUCAACUUUCCGAUUGCAUAUUCUCCCGAGAAAACACUUUCUCGCAAAAGAAAAAUGCAAACGCCGGAGGACAUUCGUAAUCUCCCAAUCGACAUAACAUUUUCUCGUCUUGGAGAAUGGUUGGUUGAUCGCAAGAGAGUACCGUCGGUUUGGAGAAAGAGACUAGCGGCGAUACGAUCGAAGAUAUCGAAGGAGUUCACGGCCUUGCCUAAGGAUAUUGAUCCCUAUUUUCAGACCCUUGACCCUGAAGGAAUUGGUUACUUAGAGGCCAAAAAAAUAUAUGAUAUUCUUCUUAAGUCGACUCCAGAAAGCCGGAACAUAUUUGGCCGGCUAUCAGGUGCUGCUGGAUCUUGGGAAGCAAUUGUGCAUUCUUUUGAAAAAGAUCAUCUUUUCCUUGGUGAGGCUGCUCAAAUAAUUAUUCAAAAUGUAAAUUAUGAAAUCCCAUAUCAGAAAAAACAGGUGCAAAAGAUUCAGCAGCAAUUAGCUGAACUUGAGCGGAAGGAAGCUGAUAUAAAAAGAAGUGCAGCUUUGUCAGCUGCUAAAUAUGCUGAGGCUUGCCAAGAGCUUGGUUUGCAGGGAAAAAAUGUCAGGCUUGAACUCUUAGAGACUGCAAAUUCACUUCCAAGCACAUUUGGCAGGAUUUUAGAAGUCAUUGAUGGUGAUUCUGUUUCACGGGCAAUCGAAUAUUACUCUAAUUUUGUCAGAGAUGCUCAUACAGAGAAGGAUAAAUCUUCAUUUGCUGUCUUGCUCAACUUGAAAGACAUUCGUGAAAAUCCUCCAUCUUUGAAUGUUUCUGCAGCUUCUGAGAUCCUUGAUUUAGAAAAUACUCAAUUAAGAUCUAAUGAAAUAAACCAUGUGAGGGGAGACAUAGAUGUCAAUGCUGAUACUAUUGAUUGGGAUAUCUCUGUUGACAGUGCUCAGAUUGAUUGGGAUAUUGGUACUUUGGAAGCAACAGAUGAUUCUGGUAAUGGUUUGGGCCCAUAUGAAAUUGUUAAUGCCAGUGAGAUCUUGCAGAAUUCUGCACCAAAUGAAGCUGCAGAAUCUGAUAAAACCCCAUUACACAAAACAGAAGACAAUCCACUUCCUGAAAUUUCUGUGUCAGAUAUAUCCUGGGAUAUUAGUGUUGAAACACCGCAGGUCGAUGUGAUUCACGAUGUCAGCUUACCAAACAUACAAUUGGAAAAUCAGACAUAUGCUCCAGAUACCUUACCUGAUACCCCAGGAAUCCGGGAGGAGAGGAGCCAACUUUUGGAGACAGAGUACAGAAAUAAGAUUCUGGAUGAUUUGUAUGAGAUGAAAGCAUUUUUGAACCAGCGAUUGGUGGAGUUGAGGAAUGAAGACACUUUGUCAUUGCAAAAUCAAGUCCAAGCAGUUGCUCCCUUGGUGCUGCAGCAGUAUACACCGGAUGCCAUCGAGACAAUGAUAUCUGAUGUUUCAUUGGCAGUUUCACUGCUGACAAAUAGAAAAACACGAGAUUUAAUAAUGAUUCUCAACUCUAAACGAUUCCUAGACAGAAUAGUUAGUACAUUGGAGGAGAAGAAACAUCAUGAAGUGAAGUUAAAAGAGGGGUUGAAGGAUGUGGCUGCCAAACGUAUGGAGCUCCAGAAUUCUCUAUCUUCUUCAUGGCCAAAGCAAGAAGCUGCUCUUGCAAAAACCAGGGAGCUGAAGAAGCUAUGUGAAAGUACCCUCUCAUCCGUAUUUGAUGGAAGACCAGUUAAUAUAAUUGGAGAGAUCAAUGCCUUGUUGAGUAGUGGUAUUAGUGCAUAAACUCUGAAGAUGUUAGCUUAGGUAGGAAUGAAACUAGCAAAUGAGAUGUUAGGGAGUGAAUGUUGGCAGAGGCACAGUUGUCUGUUUAAGCCUGCUUCUCUUUUCAUGUUAUUGUUGUAUACUCAUUUGGUAUGGUACAUUGGAUCUGGGUAGGAGGAACAGAAGGAGGAUCCUUUAUUUCUUUAUUGGUAAAAAAUGUUACAUGGCUUCAUCAGUUAUACUUAAACUCCAUUUUUGUGAACUGGUAGCAGUCCUGACAGAAAUGUCAUUUAGUUUUGUA